AUUAAAACCAAAACCUAGAAAAAAAAAGAAAAAAAUAUUUGCUCUAGUUUUUCUGAAAAAAAAAUAAUAACAUCAAAAAGUAUUAUAAUUGUAUUCCCUUGAUUAUCAUCAAAAAAAGUGUCAAUCCAUCAAUAGUGUUGUAAAAAAAAAUCGUAAUAAAUUUAUAAAUAUUAAUUAAAUAUCACUCAUAUGUCAAAUUAUACUAAUGAUAUUAAUUAAAUGAUUCAUGUACAGCUCUCAAUCAAAUCCGCUAGAAUAUAAAAAAAAUAUAAACAACUAUUUGUUGUAAAUUAUUACAAAUGGAAGCUGUAAUUUCAUUUAAAUAUGAUAAUUUUUUAAAGGAUUAACAUUAAAAUUAUUACACUGAAAUACUCGUUGCUAUUAAACAGGAUUAAUGAUUGAUAUUGGAACUAAUAUUUAUUAAAAUAAAGGAUACUUAAAUCUUUAAUACAAAUGAUUUCUAAGUAAUGGAGCUACAGUUUAAAGUGUUGCAACCAACUGCAAAGAGUCUACAGGACAACACAUGUGGUAAAAGAAGAAAAAUAGCUAAAGACAUGUCCUUUUAUUGUUUAAAGUAUGAUUAAAACAUUUUGUAUGAAUGCCAUUAUUUUGGUAGUAAAUAAAUCAAAAACAGUUGCCAGUAAAAGUGCAACAACUAAAGGAACAAAAACAAUAGUAACAAGGAUACCCACCUACACAACUACCACAACUUAUCAUCGUAGGCACUACCACCAGCAGCAACACUUUCACAAAGACAAGAGGAACACCAACACCAGCAAAUAUAUAAAGUUUUGUUUUUAUGUUUUUUUUCUUUUACACAAAACAUAACCACAUUAAUAUAUUCAACUGGAAUAACGGAAUCAGAGUGUAACUGAGCAGAAACAUUGGCUGCCAUCAUACGUUGUAAAAAUAUAUUUCAAAAAUAGAUAGCCUAAAGCAGCACGCCUUCUACGAUAUCAACGAUAAGGACACCAACAAAAAAAGUAGAAGAAAAAAAUAAAGAACAGGAAUCAGAGGAAAAGACAUUACAUACACUCUCUCUCUGUGACUUUUUCAUCGUGAUAUCAUAAUAAUGUCCAGCCAUUCGGGGACAAUUGGCCGCAAACGUGGUGGCAGCGGUAGUGGCGGAAGUGAAUAUUAUUUUAGUGGCGGCGAACAUGCCAUACGACGGCAACGUUCAGCUGAAUGGCACAGCAGACAUGCCUACAACAGCAGCAGUGAGGAUGAAUAUCAGAAUACGGGUCAAGCAUCAGCAUUCGAUACGCAAUUGUUGGCACAGCUGUUAUUGCAAAGUCAGCAAUUGGCAAAUCUCGAUCGUUAUAAUUCUGAUUUUGAAAAUGAAGAACACUUAUCUUCACGACUGAAUGAAUAUCCCUCCUCAUCGAAUCGUGAUGCCUCAUUAAAUGCCAAUGCCGCCAGCCAAUCGUAUUUACAGCAUCUACAGCAGCAAGAGAGCACCGAACUGUGUUCACCGCUGAAACAAACACCAACUGCCAAUUUGCAUACGCCCACAACUGUAACCACAACCACGACUGCCAACAAUAAAUUUCUAAAUAAUGCCAAUUUGGGGUUUCUACCCUCGACAACACGCAGUACAAAUCCAUUUCUUAAUUCCAAAUAUGAUUCACAAUCAAAUUCUGACUCACUUAGUGAUCGCAUAUCGUUUUCGGGUAGUUCGGCUAUAUUGGAUCGUUUACAAAGCGCCAAUGACUUUGCAGCGGUAACAAAUCCCACAACCGUUCAAUCCGUUAUGAAUAGUGCAUUUUUAAUGCCCGCUAGUUCGACGGCAAAUAGUUUAAAUCCGAAUUCAACGCGUUCACAUCGUUCGAAAUCGGGUCGUUCGGGUGGUAAUCGUGGUACCAGUGGCAUGACUUCAUCUAGCAGUGCUACGUCUUCCAAUAGUAAUGCAACCUUAAAUAAUACACGUAAUGAACGUGAUAAAUUUAAGUUGCAGCAACUCCAAAUGGAAUUGCGUGAAUAUUCAGAAUCAAACUUAGAAAGCUCAAAUGCUUCCAUAUUAAAUGGGGUUGGUGUUGGUGUGACUGGUGUCAGUGGUGAAUUGGAUGAGUUGCAUAUAUCGGAUGGUGAAAACACUGAACCACCACCAGAGCCAGCACCACCAGAAAUUCCACCACGUACACAGUCGCUUUUAAUGUCGCUGCGCAAACAUUCGGAGUAUAAAUUGAAAUAUGAGGAAAAAGGCGACCAAAAACAUGAGGAAUUUAUACCAACAAGUCAAUUGCAACAGUUACAACAACAGCCGCAAGUUCUUCAACAGCAAAAGGAUUAUUUAAUUGCUGAUGCAACAGUACGUUGCAGUGAAAGUCAAUCUAAGUCAAUUGCAUCCAACAGUGAUACGCAGAGUCAACAGGGGUGAGUACAAUUUAAUUAAAUUACAAAACAAAAUAAUAUAAAUAACCAUUAAGUUUCAUUAAAAAGCUAAUAAAAUAAUUUUAAUUAAAAAGGUGUAUAUUGUAUUUUUUUAUUUGAUAAUCUUUUAAUUUAUAUAGAUUAAUGUAAAAUGAAAUUUAUUCUAUUUUUUAAUGGUAGAAAUU
Lucilia sericata (common green bottle fly) is the source of this 2555-nucleotide messenger RNA. RefSeq names its product histone-lysine N-methyltransferase set1-like. NCBI's taxonomy places the organism in Eukaryota, Metazoa, Arthropoda, Insecta, Diptera, Calliphoridae. The record is from RefSeq and is a predicted model, not a curated record. The coding region runs from base 1073 to 2377 and encodes 434 amino acids. The transcript has 5 exons.